GAAGGGUCGGGACGGCGUGGGAGGAAUUAGAGCACCCGGAAAGGCCCCGGGUACCUGGUUACCGAGGAGCUGGUUCCUAGGAGUCAUGCCAGCUUAUAGUGCCGCAGAUGAUGCUCUGACAACCAAGUUGGUGACUUUUUAUGAGCACAAGAAGGAUUCCUCCGUCCCUUCUCACCAAGCGACUGUCCUCUUAUUCGACCCCAGAAAUGGUUCUUUAAAAGCUGUCCUAGAUGGGAGUGUCAUUACAGCAAAACGAACAGCUGCAGUUUCUGCAAUUGCUACCAAGUUGUUAAUGCCAGCUUUCACAGAAGUGCUAUGCAUUUUGGGAGCUGGUGUUCAAGCAUACAGCCAUUAUGAUAUCUUCACAGAGCUGUUCACGUUUAAAGAGGUCAGGAUAUGGAAUCGCACCAAAGAGAAAGCAGUGAAAUUUGCUAAUUCAGUUAAUGGUCCAGUGCAAGUCUGCUCUUCUGCUCAGGAGGCAGUUACUGGGGCUGAUGUGAUUAUAACAGUCACUAUGGCAACAACACCAAUUUUAUUUGGAGACUGGGUAAAACCAGGUGCCCAUAUCAAUGCUGUUGGAGCAAGCAGACCAGACUGGAGAGAACUGGACGAUGAACUGAUGAAGAAUUCUGUUCUGUUUGUGGAUUCCAGAGAAGCUGCUCUUACGGAAUCAGGAGAUGUUAUAUUAUCAGGGGCAGAGAUCUUUGCUGAGCUGGGAGAGGUAGUGAAGGGUACAAAACCAGCCUUGCCUGAGAAAACAACAAUUUUUAAAUCACUGGGGAUGGCGGUUGAAGAUACAGUAGCAGCAAAAUUUGUUUAUGAGUCGUGGUCAGCUGGUAACUAGAGAAGUCUACAAUGUCAAC
Molecule: messenger RNA, 863 nt
Organism: Athene cunicularia (burrowing owl)
Lineage: Eukaryota; Metazoa; Chordata; Aves; Strigiformes; Strigidae
Gene: CRYM
Product: crystallin mu
Exons: 8
Coding region: 86-844 (252 amino acids)
Biological process (GO): thyroid hormone metabolic process
Cellular component (GO): cytoplasm
Molecular function (GO): thyroid hormone binding
Source: RefSeq, a predicted model, not a curated record